AAGAAAAGAAAGUUCGGCAUAAGGACAUACUUUUUUUCCGUUCAUAAAUUCAGAGUAAACCAUCAAAGAGAUGAUUAAGAGCUAGAAGUAAUAAAAAAAAAAUGACCACAGUGGGAGUCGAACCCACGACCUUUUGAUCCGAAGUCAAACGCGCUAAUCCACUGCGCUAUGCGGUCUGGUUUAUAAAUAACAAUGUCUUAAUUUAUAUGAAGUCUAGUCUAUUAACUUAUGGAGUGUGUGCGGCGUCUUCAUGUUUGGCGUGCAUAAUCGUGGCACCAUACUGUCCAUGUAAAAAUGGGCUAAUAGGAUAGGAUGGCUCGCGGACGCAGUCAGAGAGUUACGGUAAUAGAAAUAGUAUGGUAUCACUUGUGUUAAAAAGAUUGUAGUCUACAAAUUUUCUUGGUUAUAAUCAUCAAGACUAUGUCAAACUAUACACAAAAUAUAAUCGAGAAUAUGUCAAAGUCAAAAUAAAACAACAAAAACUUCAAAACUUUGAUUGCUAUAUAUAACCACCAUUAUUCAUUACUUGAUAUCCAAACAACUUGCCGACAAAAUAUAAACAAAGAACAAGGCAACUAGUAGCCAGAUAUGACGAGAUCACCCUUUUUCGCCGCUGUCAUCUCGCUACUCCUCGCUACUCUCGCGGUGGCGGAGAUCAAGUCCAUCACCAUCUCCGAUGAUUCCCGGCCACUGAUUCUCUUGCAGACAUUCGGGUUUACUCAGACCGGUCAUGUAACCAUCUCCGUAUUGUAUUCUUCGAGUCAGGACUCGUCAAGGACAGGCUUCUACCUUGUAGAACAAGAAUCGGUUCUACAAGUAGACAUCGAGCUCCAGCAAAACUCUAGCUUCUGCGUCCUCGACUCACACUACGUCCACCAUUUCGAUCAAUCAUAUAAAGUAACGUCCCCGGGAUUGUACUCUCUCUUCUUUGCGAACUGCGUACCGGGAACUAAGGUCUCGAUGAAGUUCAAAACAGAGAUGUAUAAUCUAAACCCAAACGGGUCAAAAAAUUACUUACCUCCCGGGUCAACCCAACUACCCGGUUUGUUUUUGGUCUUCUCCCUCUGCCACUUUACUUUAUUUGGUCUCUGGGUCUAUUUAUGCUACAACAAGAAGCAACGGAUUCACUUUUUGAUAGCGGCUUUGCUUCUAAUAAAAGCCAUCAGUCUAGUUUGUGCCGCUGAGGUUAAACACUACGUGAAAACCACAGGCACGCCUCGCGGCUGGAACAUUCCUUUCUACGUUUUCCAGUUCGUUGGAAACGUUUUGCUCUUCAUGGUGAUUGUUCUAGUCGGAACAGGAUGGUCGAUCUUGAAACCGAAGCUACAAGAAAAGGACAAAAAGUUGAUGAUGAUGGUGAUCCCGUUUGAAGUUAUAUCCACCAUUGCUUCGGUUGUGAUUGGAGAAAGUGGACCAUAUGUCCAAAACUGGUUAAUUUGGACCUACAUCUACUUGUUUGCUGAGGUAUCUUGCUGGGUCGCCAUGAGAUUGGUAAUAGUUUGGUGGAUGUGUUCUUUAAGAAAGACAUCGAGGAAAACAGUCAAGAACUUAGGCACCUCACCAUUUUUUGGGAAAUUCUACAAUUUGGUUUUUGUGUAUCUGCUUUUCACAAGGGUUGCAAUUGGUGUGUUUAUGUUGAAUGAGACUGCUGGUUAUAAGUAUCAGUGGGAGAGCAAUGUAGCUGGGGAGAUUGCAAGUCUUGCGUUUUAUGCAUUGAUGUGUUAUUAUAUGUUCAGGCCAAUAGAAAGGAAUGGAUUUUCUGAUGUUGAAGAUGAAAAAGAAGAAGAAGAAUUGCUACAGAUCUUUGACCUAGAGGAAGAUCAAGUUUGAGCUAUGAAGCAAUUUUAAACUACUGUUUUAGUUUUUUAUAUACUUGUAAUAAGGAACUUAGAUGUGUGUCUUGUACAGUACCUUAAGGCUUGCUUGUUAGUAUGAUGUAUUUGUGUUUGUGUAUUAUCUGAUGAAAAUAUAUGCAUGUUCGUGUU
Brassica rapa (field mustard) is the source of this 1985-nucleotide messenger RNA. Its product is annotated as protein CANDIDATE G-PROTEIN COUPLED RECEPTOR 6-like. Lineage: Eukaryota; Viridiplantae; Streptophyta; Magnoliopsida; Brassicales; Brassicaceae. The record is from RefSeq and is a predicted model, not a curated record. Gene Ontology annotation, cellular component: Golgi apparatus; membrane. Gene Ontology annotation, biological process: transport.